Messenger RNA from Emys orbicularis (European pond turtle), 3258 nucleotides. RefSeq names its product formin like 2 (gene FMNL2). Gene Ontology annotation, cellular component: cytosol. Bases 1 to 3258 code for a protein of 1085 amino acids. Gene Ontology annotation, molecular function: actin filament binding; small GTPase binding. The record is from RefSeq and is a predicted model, not a curated record. NCBI's taxonomy places the organism in Eukaryota, Metazoa, Chordata, Testudines, Emydidae. Gene Ontology annotation, biological process: cortical actin cytoskeleton organization; cell migration; regulation of cell shape. The transcript is spliced from 26 exons.
AUGGGCAAUGCCGGGAGCAUGGAUUCUCAGCAGACGGACUUCAGGGCUCACAACAUGCCUCUCAAGCUGCCAAUGCCCGAGCCAGGUGAACUGGAGGAGAGAUUUGCCGUCGUCCUGAAUGCAAUGAACUUGCCACCAGACAAAGCCAGGUUACUUCGGCAGUAUGACAACGAGAAGAAAUGGGAGUUGAUCUGUGAUCAGGAAAGAUUUCAAGUGAAGAAUCCUCCACAUACAUAUAUCCAGAAAUUAAAGGGCUAUCUCGAUCCAGCAGUAACCAGGAAGAAAUUCAGAAGACGAGUCCAAGAAUCUACGCAAGUACUACGAGAACUGGAAAUUUCUUUAAGAACAAAUCAUAUUGGAUGGGUCAGGGAGUUUUUGAAUGAAGAAAACAAAGGCCUGGAUGUUCUGGUGGAAUAUUUGUCAUUUGCACAGUACGCAGUCACUUUUGACUUUGAAAGCUUGGAGAACAAUGUGGAAAACUCAAUGGAUAAAUCCAAACCUUGGAGCCGUUCCAUUGAAGACCUGCAUAGAGGAAGUAACUUACCCUCGCCAGUUGGCAAUAGCAUUUCCCGCUCUGGCAGGCAUUCUACUCUACGGUAUAAUACCUUGCCGAGCAGAAGAACACUAAAAAAUUCAAGAUUAGUGAGUAAAAAAGACGAUGUUCAUGUCUGCAUCAUGUGUUUACGUGCCAUAAUGAAUUACCAGUAUGGAUUCAAUAUGGUCAUGUCACAUCCACAUGCUGUUAAUGAAAUUGCACUAAGCCUGAACAACAAGAAUCCCAGAACAAAAGCCCUUGUCUUAGAACUGUUAGCAGCCGUUUGUCUUGUCAGAGGAGGGCACGAAAUUAUUUUAUCUGCGUUCGAUAACUUUAAGGAGGUUUGUGGAGAGAAACAGCGCUUUGAGAAGCUGAUGGAACACUUCCGAAAUGAAGACAACAAUAUAGACUUUAUGGUGGCAUGUAUGCAGUUCAUCAACAUUGUAGUCCACUCAGUAGAGGACAUGAAUUUCAGAGUUCAUCUCCAGUAUGAAUUUACGAAGUUAGGCCUGGAUGAAUAUUUGGAUAAGCUGAAACACACAGAGAGUGACAAACUGCAGGUGCAGAUUCAAGCUUAUUUGGACAAUGUGUUUGAUGUGGGAGCUUUGCUUGAAGAUGCCGAAACCAAGAACGCAGCCUUGGAAAGAGUUGAAGAACUGGAAGAAAAUAUUUCUCAUUUAUCGGAAAAACUGCAAGACACAGAGAAUGAAGCAAUGGCGAAGAUUGUGGAACUGGAAAAGCAGCUUAUGCAGAGAAACAAAGAACUGGAUGUUGUUCGAGAAAUUUACAAAGAUGCAAAUACCCAGGUUCACACGUUGAGAAAAAUGGUCAAAGAAAAAGAGGAAGCCAUCCAGCGGCAGUCAACCCUGGAGAAAAAGAUCCAUGAACUGGAAAAGCAAGGGACCAUUAAAAUUCAGAAGAAAGGUGAUGGUGACAUCUCUAUUCUUCCUGUUGCUGUGGCCUCUGGGACACUGCCAUCAGGGUCAGAAGCUACAGCUGGCACAUGUGUGGGACCAGUGACUGGGGCUACGUCUUCAGUACCAUUGCCGCCACCUCCACCCCCAUUACCACCAUUACCACCAACAUCUGAGACAGUGCAAAACGGUCCUGUGACAGCACCUAUGCCACCUCCACCUCCACCUCCACCACCACCUCCACCUCUUCCUGGUCCAGCUGCAGAGACAGCCCCAGCUCCUCCACUGCCUCCCCCACCGCCACCAUCAGCACCCCCUCUGCCAGGAACAGCCUCUCCCACGGUGAUUUUCAACUCAGGAUUAGCAGCUGUGAAAAUCAAGAAGCCAAUCAAGACAAAGUUCCGCAUGCCUGUCUUUAACUGGGUAGCUCUCAAACCCAAUCAAAUUAAUGGGACGGUCUUCAAUGAAAUUGAUGAUGAAAGGAUCCUGGAGGAUUUAAAUGUGGAUGAAUUUGAAGAAAUAUUCAAGACAAAAGCUCAAGGUCCAGCCAUUGAUCUUACUUCAAGCAAACAAAAGAUAACUCAAAAAGGGUCAAACAAAGUCACAUUAUUGGAAGCAAACAGGGCCAAAAAUCUUGCCAUCACUUUAAGAAAAGCUGGAAAGACUGCAGAUGAGAUAUGCAAAGCUAUUCAGGUAUUUGACCUGAAGACGUUGCCAGUAGAUUUUGUCGAAUGUUUGAUGCGAUUCUUGCCCACUGAGAACGAAGUGAAAGUGUUACGGCUCUAUGAGCGGGAGAGGAAACCUCUCGAGAAUCUGACUGAUGAAGAUCGGUUCAUGAUGCAGUUCAGUAAGAUUGAGAGGCUGAUGCAGAAGAUGACCAUCAUGGCCUUCAUAGGCAACUUCGCAGAAAGCAUCCAAAUGCUGACGCCGCAACUCCAUGCAGUAAUAGCAGCAUCUGUCUCAAUAAAGUCAUCCCAAAAGCUCAAGAAAAUACUGGAGAUAAUCUUGGCUCUUGGUAACUAUAUGAACAGCAGUAAAAGAGGAGCAGUUUAUGGGUUUAAACUACAGAGUUUAGAUCUGCUGUUAGACACAAAGUCAACGGACAGAAAACAAACGCUGUUGCACUAUAUAUCCAAUGUUGUGAAAGAGAAGUAUCACCAAGUAUCCCUCUUUUACAAUGAACUUCAUUAUGUGGAGAAAGCUGCUGCAGUGUCCCUUGAAAAUGUCCUGUUGGAUGUCAAGGAGCUCCAGCGAGGCCUGGACCUGACAAAGCGAGAAUACACCAUGCACGACCACAAUACAAUGCUGAAGGAAUUUAUUCAUAACAAUGAAGGAAAACUAAAGAAACUGCAGGAUGAUGCAAAAAUAGCCCAGGAUGCCUUUGAUGAUGCUGUGAAAUAUUUUGGGGAGAAUCCCAAGACAACCCCCCCAUCCGUCUUUUUCCCAGUCUUUGUCCGAUUUGUGAAAGCCUACAAGCAAGCAGAAGAGGAGAAUGAGUUGAGAAAGAAGCAGGAACAGGCACUCAUGGAAAAACUUCUGGAGCAAGAAGCAUUGAUGGAGCAACAGGACCAAAAGUCUCCUUCCCAUAAAACAAAGAGACAGCAGCAAGAGCUAAUUGCAGAGCUACGCCGACGACAAGUCAAGGAUAACAGACAUGUGUAUGAGGGGAAAGAUGGUGCAAUUGAAGACAUUAUAACAGAUCUUAGAAACCAGCCAUACAGACGAGCCGAUGCGGUAAGGAGAAGCGUUAGGCGACGCUUUGAUGAUCAGAACUUGCGCUCUGUAAAUGGUGCUGAAAUAACCAUGUGA